Molecule: messenger RNA, 2239 nt
Organism: Puma concolor (puma)
Lineage: Eukaryota; Metazoa; Chordata; Mammalia; Carnivora; Felidae
Gene: MBNL2
Product: muscleblind like splicing regulator 2
Biological process (GO): regulation of RNA splicing
Cellular component (GO): cytoplasm; nucleoplasm
Molecular function (GO): metal ion binding; RNA binding
Source: RefSeq, a predicted model, not a curated record
AGCUUUACAGCAACAGAGUUUAGACUGUCUUUGCUUCAUCAUCUGAAGGCAAAAUUUUCCAGAUACGGCAGACGGCUCCCAGAGUACAAUACACAGGGAAUGAGGACUAUUUACAUGGAAAUUUCUGCCUCAUGAUGCAGCGGAGAAGCCUCGGCCGCUGGAUUCUGCCAGAUGUUCCCGGGGUUACUGUAAAAGGGAAAAAGAGGCAGAGCUAAACAAGGUUCAUGAUUUCAAAGUGCCUGUGUGAAGUCACUUUCGCUGGAAACUGCAGCCUGAGCUCUUGUUGUGUUCAAAUUGUUCUUCCGUCAAAUGCACGUAGCCCUGACCUUACGGUGGAUGAAGAUACCUCAACUGUCUGACUUUGCCAAUUGCUCGAUUUCAGGAUUUAGAAGGGUGGAAAGAAAGAGAAAUCUUGCCAAGAUCUGAACGUCUAGGUGGCUUAUUCUCCAGCACCGUCAAUAGCUGCACGUGUCAGAACUGAAUAUCCUCCCGAGGAGUGCCAUGAUAUUGAAGUCACUUUAUUAAAAACAGUUGUGUCUGCAGAUCGGUCGAGAGACUCGGACGUUUACCGCCAGAGAUGACACUGAGUGUGCUUCUGUUGCGGCCCACUGUUUUCAAGUGGGGCAUAUUGAUUGAUGAGUGACUGCUUGCCGAUAAAUUCUCUCCUCACUGCUUCCUGGAUUGGGCCUCCCUAAGCAAUUGAUCACUUACCUUCAGACUCACAUGUGGGGUUUUUCACAACAGUAGUCUCGGAAUCACUGGGACCUGGAUCGAUUUCAUCAUUUUACACAAACAAACAGAAUCCCAGUAGCUCAAGCAUCAUGGCUUUGAACGUGGCCCCCGUCAGAGACACAAAAUGGCUGACGUUGGAGGUCUGCAGGCAGUUCCAGAGGGGCACGUGCUCGCGCUCCGACGAGGAGUGCAAAUUUGCUCACCCCCCCAAGAGCUGCCAGGUGGAGAACGGAAGAGUGAUCGCCUGCUUUGACUCCCUGAAGGGCCGUUGUUCACGAGAAAACUGCAAGUAUCUUCAUCCUCCAACACAUUUAAAAACUCAACUAGAAAUUAAUGGGAGGAACAAUUUGAUCCAGCAAAAAACUGCUGCAGCGAUGCUUGCCCAGCAGAUGCAAUUUAUGUUUCCAGGAACCCCACUCCAUCCAGUGCCCACUUUUCCUGUAGGUCCCGCAAUAGGGACAAAUACGGCGAUUAGCUUUGCUCCUUACUUAGCACCUGUAACCCCUGGAGUUGGGUUAGUCCCAACGGAAAUUCUACCCACCACACCCGUUAUUGUUCCCGGAAGUCCACCCGUCACUGUCCCGGGCUCAACUGCAACUCAGAAACUUCUCAGGACUGACAAACUGGAGGUAUGCAGGGAGUUCCAGCGAGGAAACUGUGCCCGGGGAGAGACCGACUGCCGCUUUGCACACCCCGCAGACAGCACCAUGAUCGACACAAACGACAACACCGUAACCGUUUGUAUGGAUUACAUAAAGGGGCGUUGCAUGAGGGAGAAAUGCAAAUAUUUUCACCCUCCUGCACACUUGCAGGCCAAAAUCAAAGCUGCGCAGCACCAAGCCAACCAAGCGGCGGUGGCCGCCCAGGCAGCCGCGGCCGCGGCCACAGUCAUGGCCUUUCCCCCCGGUGCUCUUCAUCCUUUACCAAAGAGACAAGCACUUGAAAAAAACAACGGUGCCAGCACGGUGUUCAAUCCCAGCGUGCUGCACUACCAGCAGGCUCUCACCAGCGCCCAGCUGCAGCAACACACGGCGUUUAUUCCAACAGGGUCAGUUUUGUGCAUGACACCCGCUACCAGUAUUGAUAAUUCUGAAAUAAUCAGCAGAAACGGAAUGGAAUGCCAAGAAUCCGCAUUGAGAAUAACUAAACAUUGUUACUGUACAUACUAUCCUGUUUCCUCCUCAAUAGAAUUGCCACAAACUGCAUGCUAAAUAAAGAUUUAGUUCUUCUGGACAGACCACAACUGUAAGAAGCUAGUGCUGCUAUAUCAUAUAUGAGUAUUAAAUAUGGUAUGCUUAGUAUAUUCCAACCUAAGAUAGUUAACUACCUGAGACCAGCUGUGACGUUUAAAGACAUAAAGAAUAAAGUUUACUUUUCAAGGGUUUCUAAACAUAGUUUCUGUCCUAGGAAUAUUGUCUUAUCUCCAUAACUAUAGCUGAUGCAGAAAGUCCAACCAAUGUACUCAUUUCGAUUGAGAAUACUUCCAAGUUAGCAAUAAGCGAUUAGC